Molecule: messenger RNA, 12122 nt
Organism: Podarcis lilfordi (Lilford's wall lizard)
Lineage: Eukaryota; Metazoa; Chordata; Lepidosauria; Squamata; Lacertidae
Source: the annotation of a GenBank genome assembly
AUGGUAUUCACAACAGAGAAAACGGCAAGUCUCACUUUCCAGAUCAUGCAACUAUGUGCUGGCUUCUGUCUGGUUUAUGUGGUGAUUAAAUCCACCCAGUUAUAUUUCAAGAGACAAAAAUUGCUCAAAACUUUGGAGAGUUUCCCAGGUCCUCCCAGCCAUUGGCUCUAUGGUAAUAUCCAUCAGGUAAGCAAAAAGAUACAGUAUAUGUGUGUGGAUAAUUGAACUUGGAAAAGAUGCUAGAUUUGGGUGAAAUUUGGGUAUAAUGGGGACACAGUUUGACUUGUGUUUUAAAGACUUUUAAAUUGGUCUCUUUUUAAUGUAUUUUUAUUAAAGAUUUCUUGGUUUGCAAAGUAUGUGCAAUGUCUCUUUUUUCAAGUUACAUUUUCCGCAGGUCAGUUUCAUCUGUUGAGACAUUAGUGUUACAUUAGGAAGAAAAGGGGGGAAGAGGUGGAGGGGGCCAUGGUGGGUGGGGGUGGGGUCAGGUGGCAAUGUUUCUAUUUUAAAUUGGUCCCUUACAUUACUGGAAUUGUUGUUUAUGAGUGGUUGUGGCUUCCCUGAAUCUAUCAAACGGACAGGCUUCUUCAAACACUAGCAAGCAUUUAUGAAAAACAACACCUGUAUACGGAGAGACUGUGCAUGGAAACUGGCAGACCUCUUUGAGAUGUGCUUGGUAUCCCAUUCAUUUCCUACUGAAGAGAAUUAGGUAGAUGAAAGUUCUCAAAUCAUUUCCCCAGCUUAGGUCACGUGUCGCACUUGAAAGAGACGGGAGUGCAACUAAAAAUGGAAAUCCUAUCACUGCAGAUCACCAGUCAUGCAGAGGACCAGAACAUGAUGGAGAAGUGGGCUGAAAAAUUCCCUUACGCUUUCCCCAGAUGGUUUGGGGGCUUUGUUCCUGCUGUAGUUAUCACUCACCCUGAUUACGCCAAAACUUUAUUUAGCAGAAACGGUAAGUGUGUUUCAUUGAGGAUAAUUCAUUUUUUAUAUGUAGGGUGGCCAUUUGUGCAUCAACAAAAAUGAGGACAUGCAUAAAACUUGCAUGUGCAACUUUAGAAAUAAUUACGAUAAUUUAAAUAGAAACACAUUUUGCCAUAGUGGGGGAAAAUUGUGACCAGGAGAAUUAUGUGUCUGCUCAGUCUGCUAUCCGGGUGCUAACUAAUUGCUAACUUCCUGCUCUCUCUUCUUAAGAUUCUUUGUCCUUAAACCACAUUUGGACCAGAGAGCUGUUUAAACAGAGCUUGCUUUCAAAUAGAGGACUAUCCUCUGUAACAACAUGGCCAUUUUAUUAAUAAGUUUUAAUGUUUGUUGUUUUUUAUUAUUAUGUUUUUAGUAUUUUGUUGGAAGCUGUCCAGAGUGGCUGGGGUAAUCCAGUCAGCUGGGUGGGGUAGAAAUAAUAAAAUUAUAAUGUUGUUGAUGAUGAUGCACCUAUAGAUAUAGAAUGUUCUAGAGAACAUGCUCCAGACUCUGCUUCAUUUUAUGAACAUGUGCCUAUAAUACUAAUACUAAUAAUUAAUUGAUACAGUAAACACCCCAUUUAUGCACAUUUAAUAUGUGUGCAACUGUGCACAUGCACACUGCGCCGAACCCAGAAGUAACCUGAGAAUAUCACAAAACGGUCACAAAAGGGGUGGUGUGGAACGGGGUGUUUGCUGUUUCAAAGGUACCCAGUUUCACUUAAUUGCACAAUGCCUUGGAAUGUAACCUCCGUGUAAAUGGGGUGCUUGUGCGUGUUUUGCCUGUACCCCACCUUUCCCCCUGAUCAGUAAGUUCAAGGGGACUUACUGAUAAAAACAAAAACCGAUAUGAAUCUUAAUCACAGAUAAAAGAUUUCUAAAACCUUUAUGUGGUUAGAUUAAUGGAUGUGGAAUUGCCAUGAUAAGGAAAUGUCUCACAAGGCAUGUAUCACAGAGGAGGAAUACCACAGGCCUUAGACAUGGCUUGCCAUAGCACAUAAAAAGGUAAAGGGACCCCUGACCGUUAGGUCCAGUCGUGACCGACGCUGGGGUUGCGGUGCUCAUCUCACUUUAUUGGCCAAGGGAGCCAGGGUCAUGUGGCCAGCAUGACUAAGCCGCUUCUGGCGAACCAGAGCAGCGCACGGAAACGCCAUUUACCUUCCCACCGGAGUGGUACCUAUUUAUCUACUUGCACUUUGACAUGCUUUCAAACUGCUAGGUUGGCAGGAGCUGGGACCGAGCAACGGGAGCUCACCCCGUCGCGGGGAUUCAAACUGCCGACCUUCUGAUCGGCAAGCCCUAGGCUCUGUGGUUUAACCCACAGCGCCACCCGCAUCCUGCCAUAGCACAUACAUACAUCUAAAUAAUACUGAUUGCCAUGCGAAACGUGUAAAUUUUUGUGGCUCAAGUUUACUGUGUCUCUCAUCUUUUCAUUAAAAAAACACACAAUUUAACAGAUUUCCAACAUGAGUGCUGAAAAUGUUAACUCUUGCUGUAAAUUUAAAUUUGUGACACUGAUUGGUAUGUUUGACUUUUCUAAUUUUCUAGAUCCUAAAGCUAAAGAUAUCUAUGAGCCCUUGCUUCCUUGGAUUGGUAUGUGUACGAGUUACUUGUCUACGCAUCGUUGUCAUUUACAGAAUACAAGGGCGUUGCAAUCUUAACUGUCACCCAAGCCUUAACUUGAUUCAAUUUUGGAGAGUUUUAAUUCUCCUUUCAGGAGGAAUGGCUGGGGAAGUGACGCAUUCCCCUCUCGACAGCCGUGUCACCACCACUUAGGGGUAUGGUACCAUGGUAUGGGGCAUGGCGAUGGCAUUGUUUGGGUUCCAUGGGUGUUCCUGCUGGUCUGGAUAUGUAGUAUGAACUUCACUACCCCGUGCCUUGUCCCCAUCCCAAUACUGUCCCACAUGACAAAGAUUUUAGUCAUAUGGUACUGAUUUUAUGGGCAGUUGCACCUAGGUUUGUAAUGUGCUACUUGUCUAAGGGAUGAAUUUAAGGAUUAUCCCAUAUAGCCCAAUGGUUGCCAUCAAUUUGAUCUGAAUUAAUUUUAUAAUGAAAUGAUUUUAGAAUGUUGUAUUAUUUUAUUGUUGUUAGCCGCCCUGAGCCCGGCUUCGGCUGGGGAGGACGGGAUAUAAAUAAAAUUAUUAUUAUUAUUAUUAUUAUUAUUAUUAUUAUUAUUAUUAUAUCAUGGCACCACAGCCUAACAUUAGCUAAUACCAAUCCAUUCAUCUCUUUUUCUGCAUAAUAAUAAUAAUAAUAAUAAUACAUUUAUUGUCAUUGUACAACCUGUGUACAAUGAAAUUUAAUGAUCCUACCCCCCAAACACUCAAUCUCUUAUUCAACAACACACCACCAUGCAAGUCAAUUUCGCUAUGUUCUUUUUCAUUCAACAGCCUAACAGCCCACAGAUAGAAGCUAUUUUUUAGCUUGUUGGUACGGCUGAUUAUACUUCUAUAUGUCCUGCCAGAGGGUAGAAGAUUAAAGAGGUGAUAGCCGGGGUGUGAGUCAUCCCUGAGAAUUUUUCUCACUCUCCUAAGGCAACGAUCCCUUGCGAUGUCAUCUAGCGGACUCAAGGGACAGCCCAUGAUGCAUUUUGCAUAGAACAUAAUGGAUUUAUGAUAUUUGGUAUCUCUUCUCUCUGCAAUUUUUUGUUUCAUAGCUCUUAUUGGUAUUUUGACGACAAACCUAAGUUUCUUUCUUCUGGCAUUUCCUACAUCUCUUGUUAUUGCUGUUACAUAGUUCUUGGAGUCAUUGGCUUUUUCCCACUGAUGAAUUCUAUAGCAAUUAAACAGUAUUCCACAGAUCAGUGGGAGGUUCUUGCUACUUAGUACUAUGCACUGCAUAAAGGUGCAAAGGAAAAUGACAUUUUCUUUAUGUUAACGAAGUUCUCUAGAAUCAAUCUGUGAAUAUGCUACAGCCCACAAAUUGCUUUCUUAGGCUGCGAUCUCAUGCACAUUUCCCAUGAGUAAGACCCACUGAACACUUUGAAUUAUGGUGCUGGAGGAGAGUCCCAUUGACUGCAAGAAGAUCAAACCUAUCCAUUCUUAAGGAAAUCAGCUCUGAGUGCUCACUGGAAGGACAAAUCCUAAAGCUGAGGCUCCAACACUUUGGCCACCUCAUGAGAAGAGAAGACUCCCUGGAAAAGACCCUGAUGUUGGGAAAGAUUGAGGGCACAAGGAGAAGGGGACGACAGAGGAUGAGAUGGUUGGACAGUGUUCUCGAAGCUACUGACAUGAGUUUGACCAAACUGUGGGAGGCAGUGGAAGACAGGAGUGCCUGGCGUGCUCUGGUCCAUGGGGUCACGAAGAGUUGGACACAACUAAACGACUAAACAACAACAACAACAAACAUACUGAGCUUUGCACUGUGCAAAUAUCUUUGCAAGAGGAUUUGAAAAAUCAAAGGGGACAAAUCAUGGCAAGAGUGGGUGUAAUAACAUGAAUCCUUUGCUAUGUACACUCUAACUAGUCUAUUGCUAUUUGUACCCAUAGGGAGAGGACUGCUUGUCUUAAAUGGACCCAAGUGGCACCAGCACAGGCGAUUGCUAACACCAGCUUUCCACUAUGACAUUUUGAAACCCUAUGUGGCACAAAUUGCAGAUUCAGUCAAAGUUAUGCUGGUAAUUAACCUAUUAUCCCAUUGCAAAAGAAAUGAUAUUAUAAAUACUCAAUUCUGUAUCAGUUAUUACUGGGAAGAAUUACCCCAGUCCAGUUUGUGUGUGUAUUCAGCCAAAUGGUAGCAUGUUAUUCAAAAUACUGAGCUCUGUCAAUGAAAUAAUGGAGACUAUGCCUUAUCACUUCCAUGAGUUCUGUGCCCAGGCACCUUAGACAUGACCCGCAUUCCUCCACAUGGUUGCCAGCAGAGAAGUCUGUCUUUGCUUUGAAUUUCCAAAGACUCAUCUGUACCAUGUGUAUUGCAUGAUUCCCCCCUACAUUUCAUAUACAGUGCAGUAGCAAUUUGUGCACAAGUAGCCCCAUGGUCAUCCUGAAACAUAGUUGCACAAAAGAACCUAGAAAUCUGUUGCACACAUAUAUAAUGAGAACUCAGCAUAUUGCAUUUUUAAAGCAUUAGGAGUUGUAUCCCAUGAGAUUACCUUACAGUGCUCCUGACAUGAUAUAUAUUAUCAUAGCAACCACCAGUCACACUCAUCUGUGGCACAAAUCCAGUGGCAUUGCUGUACACUAGCUCACAGGCGCAUGGCUUGGUGCAUGUUGCACAAGGGCACUUCACAUUGCUACACAGGCGCAAUGAAACUGAAGAAGGGAUUUGGGAAAUAUCAGAUAUGAUGCUUUCAAAGCACUUCCACCUUUAAGGAAAAGAUACAGAGCUUUCAGGCGGUGGGUGGUACUCAAUGGAGUGCAAAAGCAAAUAUUCUGCCUACACAAGGAUUUCUCCUAGGGCAAUGGAACAUUCUCAUCCUCUCCACCCCUGCCUUAAAUUCCCCCAACCAUUUGUAGCAGACUUGGGGAUGAUUCAGGAAAUGUACAGGGGGAGGAGAGUAGUCGUUGUUCUAGCAUGAUUAUUUACUUGAAUACUGCCCAAAGCAAGCAACUUAAGCUUCCUCACCUGUUUCUCACAUCAGGAUAAAUGGGAGAAGCUGAUUGCAGAGGACCCCACAAAGUCUUUGGAGAUGUUUGACCAUGUCAGUUUAAUGACUCUUGACAGCAUCAUGAAAUGUGCAUUCAGUUACAAGAGUGGCUGUCAGACGGACAAGUUAGUACUGUCAAAUUAAUACUAUUGAAGGUUCUUGGUGGCAUGGCCCAUAUCUGUUUGUCUGAAAUAUUCCAUUUUUCUUUUCCUCCAGAGAGCAGGAUUAUUAUGUCAAUGCUGUGCAAGAUAUGACUCUCCUAGUGUUUCAGAGAGUCACCUCAGCAUUUCUGCGGAAUCAGCUCAUCUAUUCAUGCACCCCAUCAGGACAGCACUUUAAGGAAGCCUGCAGCUUGGCACAUCAUCAUACAGGUAUCUUACAGACAUUGGCAGAUUCUUCUCUUCUUCCUAUGCAAGCUUUACCGAAAUGGACUACUAUAAGCAAGUCCUUUGGUUCAACAGGAUAUCUAACUGAUAAUGAGUGGCAUAGGAGCCAACUCCUAGGAGCUUCCAGUGAAAACUCUGAGGGGGCUCCCCCACCAAAUACAUAGGCAUCGCCAUUCAAGUGGUGUGCGUGAGCCACAUCAUGUGACUGAUUAUGUGCAGCGGGGCUUACCUGCUGGCGCCCGUGGUGAGUGGUGCCGAGGGUGGUCCCAACUGUGCAAGAGCUAAUAGCUCUGUCCUUUAUCCAUUGCUUGAUGCUGAAAAUCGGUAGUGUUGGGAUUUAAGCAAACCUGCCUGAGAGCAUCUAAGCUGAAAGUUCUGGAAUCUCUUUCUCAAAUACUCUUUCGUACAGGGUCACUAAGUGCAGGAAAAGGGUCUCUGCUGGUGUUCAAGAGCACCUCUUCAUUGUUGCUUUAUAAGUUCUCCAAAAUUAUGCAGAAAGACAACUCAACCUUUGUAACCAGUAUAAAUUAUGCAAUUUAAGGACAUUGCCAUAUUUUAGCAUAAUUUACACUGCAAUCCAGUACAUGUCUACUCAGAAAUAAAACCCAUGGCAUUCAAUGGGAUGCUAUCAGGUAAAUGAAUAUAAGACUGCAAUCUUAUUUUCCUUCUGGUACUCAUGGGAACAAGCCUUGCUACUCCUUGAGCAUCUAGCAUCCUCUGUCCAGCCCUAAUAAGGCUUCAGUGUCCAGGGAGAUUAUCUGCAAUCAGAUGGCACCUGCUAAAUUACAGUUGGACCUAAUGCAACAUUUUAGGGUGCAAUUCAUACCCUCAUGCUGGGAGAGCUGGAUGGGACAGAGGUCUCCCUCCACCCUUGACGGGGUGUAAGCAUCACUCCACUGGUAUCCACAGGAUCCCAUGCCAGUCCCACUUGAUAGCCUCAGGCCCAGUCACUGGGUCAACUGCAGUCAGGUGUAACCCAAAUCAGGCUUCUGCCUUGUGCUUGAAGGAUGGCUGUGGAUACCAUGGUGGCUCAUGACUCUCUCAUGCCCCUCCAUUGCCUGAUUGCACUGCCAGUUGUAUAGUAGCUGCAUUUUAAAGUAACCUUCAUUUUGGAUAUUUUAAAAUAUUUGCCACCUGCCCUGAACUCAAGGGGUAAUAUGGGGUUAAAGAAAUAACGAGAAAGAAAUGUGAUAUGCUGAUGUAAUUUUAUUUUGUAAUGGUAGAAAAAGUAAUUGCAGAGAGGAAGGAAUCACUUAAGAAUGAAAGGGAACUUGAGAAGAUCCAGAAGAAGCGACGCUUGGAUUUUUUGGACAUUCUUCUUUGUGCCAAAGUAAGUAUUUAUAUGAAGCACUUUAGCAUCCUCUACCUUACACAUCUUUUACAACUGGCUCACAAAGCAAACAGCUGGCCAGAUAUUUGAUUAAAUAUAGUUCACCUUGAUCUUCUCUUUAAGAAUUGCACAGAAAGGACAUUUUUACCAGGUCCAUUACUGUAGUACUAAUGAUGGGAAAAGGUGACAACUCUGCCUCUACUUUUCAGGGGACUACAGAAGUGUCAGCUUCCCCUUUGUCAUCCUUUUGUAUCAUUUUAUGGGCCUUUUGAGUCCACAAGAGUUACAGAUUGGGGGGAAAUGGACAGUGAGGUUCAACUGCAAAAUUGUUAAUCAUGGCAAAACCAGAUGGCCGUGGUCACUUCCUGCUCAAGACACGGAGGAAUAAUCCACUAUGUGGGCCACUGAAGCAGAAGCCAAUCUGUAGAACAAAUCUAAAAAUUCCAUUACUGUGACACUUUUUGGUCUGGCGUUUUCAUUUACAUUUCCUCUUCAUGUCUAUUGAUAUAAAACACAACCACACUAUUUUUCUUUGAACUCUCGAGUUAGCUGCUGAUUACCUAUCCCCUAUUUUGUCAGGAUGAAAACGGAGCUGGGUUGUCUGAUGAAGACCUGCGCGCUGAAGUGGACACUUUCAUGUUUGCAGGCCACGAUACUACAGCCAGUGGAAUCUCCUGGAUCCUACAUUCUAUGGCUCAGCACCCAGAGCACCAGCAGAAAUGUAGAGAAGAAAUCAAAGACAUUCUUGGGGAUCGGGAGGACAUCCAUUGGUGAGAUCAGUAUUGUUUGCCUUUGAUCCCCCACCCCCGAGUGACUUAAACUGAGGGCCAAACUUGAAAACCUUGAGAAGAACAUUAUGGAAAGUCUUCCUACUCUUUUUAAAAACAACAACAGCAGCAACAACAACAACUGAAAAGCAGCUGGGGGAGGCUGCCAGUUUCAGAAAAGGAAAGUUGGGUGGGAGGCACUUCUUAAUCCAUGGGUGGGGAAUUUCCCACCCAUGGGCUUUCCAUUUUGGCCUUUGAAGCCAUUCUGCCUAGGCCAGAUCAACCUGUUACUCACCUGACAUCAUCCCCCAAAUCCCCAAGAACUCAACUAAGAUAUGUGAUAUGAACUCUCUCCAGUGACCACUUGAGUUAGUGGUUUUUAUUCCCAUUAUACAAGGUGGUAGACAUAGCUGCCAACUCCUUGGGGCCCUGGGUGCCUGAGCAACCAUAAUAUUCCCCAUGAAGGUGCCAGGCACCCACAAAUUUUGGUGCUAGGGCCAUGCACACUGCAUGGCACCCAUGGCCCUUGGCACCUAUGGUCACGGGGCCAAGCUGCCACUCCUGGUGGUGGAAGGGGGGGAAAAACCCCAUGCCUGGACAUUUGAUAAGGUUAACAGAAUGCUUUCCAGAUAUUGCACUGCUAUCAACACCCAGUGUUUUGCCAGCAGAAAGAUGAAUGGCUUUAUUUGCAACUUUCAGGGAUGAUCUUGGUAAGAUGACCUAUACCACAAUGUGCAUAAAGGAGAGUCUCCGACUAAAUUCUCCAGUUCCGGUAGUGUCCCGACAGCUGAGCAAACCCAUUACUUUUUUUGAUGGACGCACAUUACCUGAAGGUUUGCAUAUUUUCUUUAAGAGCGAAGUUCUGUUUUUCAUUCCCUUCUACUCACUGUAGAACUCCUAACCCUGAAAUUAGAUUGCAGCUCAGAACUUCAGUAUAAAUCCAGGGUGACUAGACUGCGAGACUUCAGAUGUUGCUGGACUGCCACCUUCCAUAAGCUGCAUCCAUUAUGGCCAGCCAUCAUAGGGGUUGCAAACUAACCAGAACUGGAGGUCCGCAGAUUAGCUACUACUAUCAUAGUAAUACUGACUGAACUUCAGCAAUUCCAGCUGAUUUCAGAUAUCCCCAAGAAGCACCAAAAGAGGAAGUGCAAAUAAAUAUAGAUAAUUUCUUCAAUCACCACUUGGUUGGUAACAUAGCAAUGGACAACUUGUCUAAGGCCCUGUCAUGGACUGGGCAGAGGAGGAAUGGUGGAGACUGCUUCCCCAUCCUGACCCUUCCAGGGAGGAGGAAGAGGACAACAGUAUAGAUUUACAACAAGGGUUUGAGGAAGGUCGCACCUAAGAGGCAGAUGAGGGUAAAAGUUGGGAAAUCAUGGGAAGAGCCAGAGCAACACCUGGCUGACACAUUGUCAUUAGAAAGCGUUCCAGACCCACCAUCUUCCAGAACCUGGCGAGCCUUAAAAGUAGGAGAGCAAAGAGCUCAUAGAGGAGAUGAUGAGAAUGACAAAUGAGGAAAUGGGAGAGACUGGUGGGCUGGGUGGGUGAAGAGUCACUCGGGACACCACCAUUAUCCAAGAGGCUGGGUUCUAUAGUUUCUCUCUGUAAAGACUGAAAUAAAAAAUGGUCUGUAAGAAACUUUCCCUUGUCUUUAUACUUUCCUGGGCAACCAGCCGGGAGCCACUGACAGUAUCCUGACAGUCCCUUGCAGGGGGAUAUGUGCAUGUACCAACACAAGGACAGAAGAAAGGUGCCAGAGGCAGAGGGUUUCCUUCCCCUGGAAGGGGCUGGAGUGCCUGCAGCUGCACCAGCAUCCUCCUUGUGAGGAACCAUAUAUGUGAAGCACAAUAAAAUGAGGUUUACCCGUAUUUGUUAGUUUGCACUUUGAUUGCAGAUUUGCUAAUUAACUGCUGAUCCGUGCAGUUUGCAUGGGAAAUCCAUUGCUGAAACCACUGUAUGCACAUAUCAACAACAAAAACAUAUCAUAUCAACAACAGAAACAUAAGCAAGAAUCUGAAGAGCUAUUUUAAUCAAGCCCCUCGAUGGUACAAGGUCCAAAACUCCUUGGGUGCAUUACAUUAGUUGUUGGUCUGUGAUCUUUUGGUGAGUUUCAGCACACUCACAAUUCUAAAAUGUUGUAAUCUCUGUAUUCUCCUGUUCUUUCUUUUACAGGAUUUAGAGUUUCAGUUGCCAUCCAUUGUGUUCAUAAAAACCCCAGUGUAUGGCAAGAUCCUGAGGUAAAUAAUUCCUUUUAUAUAAGGGGAAAGAAUAACUACAAAAUCUGCCAAUGUCCUGGAAAAAAGGGACAUCUUGUUUUUCCUUGCAAGAGCACGGUGGCCAUUUUGGGCUCCAUGAUCUUGCGCCAUUUCAUGCUGAGAUCUUGUACCAAAGAAGCAUUUUGUGGGGCUGUGAUCUUGUGUGGUGUCCGAAAAUGCAUUUUUGGGGAGCUGUGAGAGCACAGCCCCCCCCCAAAGCACAUCUUUUGGGCUCCAUGGUCUUGUGAGGGUCACGUGACAUGCAUGGGAGCAUGUCCUGGUUUGGGGUCUCAACAUGUUGGAGGGUAUGUAACUAGAUAGUUAAAUUCAAGCAUCCAACUAUGUUCUGAAGUUCUACAAGGCUCUAGGAUGUACAUGGGCCUCUGUGUGAUGUGGCAAAUGCCCAUUCACGUAAAUCUUCUUGUAUAGGUUAAUUGUGGAUGGUUUGAUUUUAAUGUUUAUAUAACUGGCUUUUAGUCUCUGUAAACCAUAUGGAAGCCUAUACUGCCAUUAAAUAGUGGGCAUUUAUUUGGUAUCUACAUGCAUUUCAAACUGUACUUCCCACAAGCUUGCUCUCAAUUCCCUUUAAAGGUAAAGGUAAAGGGACCCCUGACCAUUAGGUCCAGUUGUGGACGACUCUGGGGUUGCAGCGCUCAUCUUGCUUUAUUGGCCGAGGGAGCCGGCGUCCAGCUUCCAGGUCAUGUGGCCAGCAUGACUAAACCGCUUCUGGCAAACCAGAGCAGCGCACGGAAAUGCCAUUUACCUUCCCGCCGGAGCGGUACAGUUAAUCACUAAAACAAUAGUUAUGCUGCUGUGAUUAAUGAAACAGAUUUAUGUGGCAAAACAUUUUGGCUUCCACCUUAGCAGUUGACAAGAGUGAAAGCUGAAGCAUUUUGCCACAUAAAUAAACCUGUUUUGUUAACCACAGUAACAUAUAUCUAGAUGUGGAUAUAGAUCAUCAUAAAGAUGGGGAAGUUCUGCAUGCUUACUAGCUUUUCAGAUCAAUAGAUCUUGCUCUUAUUUCAGGAAGCUCCAACAUCUGCCUACAAUGGAAACCUAGAGGAUGCAAAUAUAUACACUUCCCCAUCGCACUUGGAACAAUGGUGUUCCUUUUUUAUUGUUCCCUGAACAAUAUGGGUUGUUUAGCUCUCCUAUAAAUCCUUCUCCUCUCGUGUCAAAAGUAAUGCUACAGUUUAGCAAGCAUAAAUCAUUAAAAAGGUACCUAAAACCUUGUUUACUUUAGGUAUUUGAUCCUACAAGAUUCUCAGCGGACAACCCAUCUCAAAGACAUCCUCAUUCAUUCAUCCCUUUUGCAGCUGGAUCAAGGUGAGUCUGAAACACACCCUUUUUAAUAGUAUUGACUUUUUUAAAAAGGAAAAGAAAAGUUUGUUUUGUCCCCAGGCAAGGUCCACCGAGCAUGACUUUAAGAAAUAUAGGAAGAAGAUGUGUGCAACAAAUAUAGAGAACGUUUUGUCUUUCAGAAGGCUGUACAAUUCAUACAGCUCUUUUCUCAGGUUAAGUGUGGGAUUCACAGGUUAGGCAGAAAAUAGGUGUCACCCAUACUCAGUGUGCAAAAGGUCACGGACUACUACUUUGACCUCAUUUAGUAUAGACAGAGAUGCAUUUGAAUUUGAUCACUUGAUGAUAUUCAUAGCCACUUUCCUUUUCCACUCUGAUUAGGAACUGUAUCGGGCAACAAUUUGCUAUGAAUGAGAUGAAAGUAGCUCUUGCUCUAACGCUGCUUCGCUUUGAAAUCCUGCUAGACCCAUCAAAGCUGCCCAUUCCUAUCCCUCAGAUGGUCCUGAAGUCUGAGAAUGGGAUACACCUCUUCUUGAAGAAACUUGACUGA